AUGAGUGACCCAUUGAACCAAGUACAGAAACUAAUAUCGAGUGGCAAUGAUCCCAAUUUACCUUAUAGUUCCAGCGGUCUUCGACCUAUUCAUUUAGCAGCGAUUCAAGGCCAUGCGAAUCUAGUGCAAUUGCUCUCACAGCAUGUGGAUAUUGAUGCCGUAGACAAGGAAGGCGAGGCAAGUUGUACGGCCUUGUUAAAAGCUGCUUAUGCCGGCCAUUUACCCGUCAUGAAAUGCUUGGUACAGUCCAAGGCGAAUCCUGUGCAUAAGGACAGAGAUGGUUGGACAGCUCUUCAUAAUGCUUGCUCCAGUGGUAAUCUUGACAUGGUCCAGUUCUUAUUGGAUCUGAAUGUUAAUGUGAAUGCUACGAGUGAGCAAGGUCAUACACCUCUCAUGAACGCAGCGGCGAAAGGACAUUUGGAUAUUGUAUUGCUAUUACUGGGAUCUAAAUAUAAUGCAAAUCCACUCAUCAAGAAUAAAUUUGGAGAAACCGCGUAUGAUGUAGCUGCUGCAUCGGGUGAAGCUUUUCUGUGUGGGUUUCUUGAGCAUUUUGAAUCCAAAUGGAUGGAUGAUCUAGGUCAUGCCGAUCAUCUGGAUAGGCACGUGACAGUGCCCGUUAUGCUUGUGGAAGACCUUGAUUUGAUAACAGGAGAUACCGUCUGGUCCAUGAAAGAGAGGCUGGUCUUGAGUAAAUCUAGAGUAGAAUUACCUAACCCAUGUUGGUUUUGGCUGACAGAUUGGACGGUAGAUUAUUCUAACCCGACGAUUCAAUACGAUGAGGGUGGAUGGCAUCAUGUUCAUCCGCAAAAGAGAAAACGAUACUGGAAACGCAUCAUGAAAAAGUCUACUAGGGAACCAUCUACAAUCCAACCCAUCGCAUCCAACACGGAUGAAGAAGAGGAAGAAGAAGAUGAGGAAGAGGAAGAAGAGGAGGAGGAGGAGACGGAAGAUGGUAAGGAUCAACAAUUGACACUGGUGAGUACAACGGCAGUGUUUAUAGGAUCCACACAUAUUCGACCUGUGCUACAAGAACAGAUCUGCGCUUGGGAAGAGAAUGAACAGGUGGAUGAUUGCAGACGAUGUCAUCGAUGGUUUAAUUUGAUUGUUCGAAGACAUCAUUGUCGUAAAUGCGGACAGAUUAUUUGUCACAAAUGUUCUUUACAACGUGUGUAUUUACCACCUCAUCAUAUCCUCCAAUCCCCCCAUAUACCCAACCAAGAUGCCGAUACCCUCUCUUUACAACCACAACGUAUAUGUGAUCAAUGCGUGUAUGAUGUCCAUCAUUUUAAAAAUAAUAGGAAACGCAGUAGUAGUGUCAUGAUGGAAUGUCCGGUAUGUACAAAGAAACUGUCAGAAUACCCAUCUACGGCAGAACAGGAACAACAUGUACAGGCUUGCUUUAAUAAAGGUGCUACUUCUAAUAUUGGCAUCCGUUUUGUUGGUAUGACAACCCCCCCCCUUCCCCCCUUAAAAGAAUUUUUUAAGUAUAUGUAUAUAUAG
Molecule: messenger RNA, 1500 nt
Organism: Mucor mucedo
Lineage: Eukaryota; Fungi; Mucoromycota; Mucoromycetes; Mucorales; Mucoraceae
Product: ankyrin repeat-containing domain protein
Exons: 3
Coding region: 1-1500 (499 amino acids)
Molecular function (GO): metal ion binding; protein binding
Source: RefSeq, a predicted model, not a curated record